AUGACGCCCCAACCUACUCGAAUCUCUUCGGUGCGACAACUGUACGACAAGGCCAGUGAAAUUCCCUAUCUUCUUUCUUCCCACACAGUCGCUGCGCAGUCUACUCCGAGGGUGGAGGUAGCCGCCUUCGUGCCUCGCGUACAGCGUCCCGAAGAUGAUAUAGAGAUUCACCAAGACCAGAAGGAGAACUUAGAACCGACACCUCAAGAGUCCGAUAGAGAGGGGGCGGAGGAGGAAGAUGUCUCAGUGGAAGUUGAUACCGAGGCCACUGAUGACAUAGAAAAUAUGGAGGAGGCGGUUGCAUCCAUUGACGCUGUGCUAGACGAGUCCCUUCACUCCAACGGGCCAUCGGAAGAGCAAGAGAGCAAGAUUCAGAAUGUAUAUCGCCGUUACCUUCGACAUUGCUCGAGCCCUGCGUUGGAUGCAGAAACUGAGGUGAUAUUCAUGACAUGCCUGAAGGAGACGCAGUCCUCUGGAUGGAGUCCGGGUUAUUACCGCCUCCAUUUCCUUGGACACUACUAUCUAGUCAUGGAGCCCCGUGCUCCGCCCCUUUGUCACAUCCCCAAAUGCACUGGUGUAAGGCAUACCCCACCAGUCCGCCGUUCCUGCCGGCCGUUUUAG
Suillus paluster is the source of this 621-nucleotide messenger RNA. RefSeq lists its product as uncharacterized. Bases 1 to 621 code for a protein of 206 amino acids. NCBI's taxonomy places the organism in Eukaryota, Fungi, Basidiomycota, Agaricomycetes, Boletales, Suillaceae. The transcript has 2 exons. The record is from RefSeq and is a predicted model, not a curated record.